Balaenoptera acutorostrata (minke whale) is the source of this 990-nucleotide messenger RNA. RefSeq names its product NK6 homeobox 2 (gene NKX6-2). Gene Ontology annotation, biological process: cell differentiation; regulation of transcription by RNA polymerase II. The record is from RefSeq and is a predicted model, not a curated record. The transcript is spliced from 3 exons. The coding region runs from base 1 to 837 and encodes 278 amino acids. Gene Ontology annotation, cellular component: nucleus. Gene Ontology annotation, molecular function: DNA-binding transcription factor activity, RNA polymerase II-specific; RNA polymerase II cis-regulatory region sequence-specific DNA binding. NCBI's taxonomy places the organism in Eukaryota, Metazoa, Chordata, Mammalia, Artiodactyla, Balaenopteridae.
AUGGACGCUAACCGCCCGGGCGCGUUCGUGCUGAGCAGCGCGCCGCUGGCCGCGCUACACAACAUGGCCGAGAUGAAGACGUCGCUGUUCCCGUACGCGCUGCAGGGCCCGGCCGGCUUCAAGGCGCCCGCGCUGGGCGGCCUAGGCGCGCAGCUGCCGCUCGGCACCCCGCACGGCAUCAGCGACAUCCUGGGGCGGCCCGUGGGCGCGGCGGGCGGCGGCCUCCUGGGCGGCCUGCCCCGUCUCAAUGGGCUCGCCUCGUCGGCCGGCGUCUACUUCGGGCCCGCGGCUGCCGUGGCGCGCGGCUACCCCAAGCCUCUGGCCGAGCUGCCCGGGCGCCCGCCAAUCUUCUGGCCCGGCGUGGUGCAGGGCUCGCCCUGGAGGGACCCGCGCCUGACCGGCCCGGCCCAGGCCAGCGGGGUCCUGGUCAAGGACGGCAAGAAGAAGCACUCGCGGCCGACCUUCUCGGGCCAGCAGAUCUUCGCGCUGGAGAAGACUUUCGAGCAGACCAAGUACCUGGCGGGGCCGGAGCGCGCGCGCCUCGCCUACUCCCUGGGCAUGACCGAGAGCCAAGUCAAGGUGUGGUUCCAGAACCGGCGGACAAAGUGGCGCAAGCGGCACGCCGCGGAGAUGGCGUCGGCCAAGAAGCAGCAGGACUCGGACGCAGAGAAGCUGAAGGUGGGCGGCUCGGACGCGGAGGACGACGACGAGUACAACCGACCCCUGGACCCCAACUCGGACGACGGGAAGAUCACGCGGCUGCUCAAGAAGCACAAACCCUCGAACUUGGCGCUGGUCAGCCCGUGCGGCGGCGGCGGCGCGGGGGACGCCUCGUGAGGACGCGGCGGCGGGGCCGGACAACCAGGGUACGGGACGCGGGCCGGCGCCCCUCGCCAGCCGCCCGCGCCGGAGUGUGUAUAUAUAUUUUUACAGAAUAAGUUAUAAAGCGGCCUGGCUCGGGCUCGGCGUGCGGAAACCCCAGAGCGCCCG